Musa acuminata AAA Group (dessert banana) is the source of this 893-nucleotide messenger RNA. Its product is annotated as transcription factor ILI6. Gene Ontology annotation, biological process: regulation of DNA-templated transcription; regulation of growth. Bases 310 to 591 code for a protein of 93 amino acids. The record is from RefSeq and is a predicted model, not a curated record. Lineage: Eukaryota; Viridiplantae; Streptophyta; Magnoliopsida; Zingiberales; Musaceae. The transcript has 2 exons. Gene Ontology annotation, molecular function: protein dimerization activity.
CCCAUUAAUUUCUCUCAUGCGCUUGUCUUCCUUCUCAGCAACACCUCCUGUGAUCUUCAUUGCUUCUCUCUCUGUCUCUCUCUCCGACGACCCUUCUCUUCCCCACAUAGCUUUUGGUUUCCUGACAUCGCUCCCCACUUCUUCUCGUUCUCCCUCAGCUCGCGAUAUCCUGUCCCUAGAACUUGUCUCACCCCUCACCCCACAAGAGGAACAACUUGCACUAGCAUUGUCUUCUAGUCCUUGUUCUUCCCUAUUUAUAGCUCGUCUUGGACGCCCAUACACACCAGAAAGCGCCAUCCGCUAGCGAAGAUGUCAAGCAGGAGGCCUCGAUCGUGGCAGUCGAGCUCGGCGUCGAGGAUCACCGACGAACAGAUCAAUGAUCUGGUGUCCAAGUUGCAAGCAGUCCUCCCUGAGGCCCGCAUUCGCAGAUCCGAUAGAGUGUCGGCAGCCAAGGUCCUGCAGGAGACCUGCAACUACAUCAGAAGCCUGCACCGCGAGGUGGACGACUUGAGCGAAAGGCUCUCGGAGUUGCUCGCUUCCACGGAGUCCAGUAGCGCUCAAGCUGCCAUCAUUAGAAGCUUGCUCAUGUAGAAGAUCCACCUUUAGGUCGGUCAUUUGUCUGCUGUAUCAAACGAAGGUGUCAUUUCAAGAACAUCGUGGUGAACCAUGCAAUGAGAUCCAGGAAGUGCUCAUUGCAACAUGACUGGCGGGUUCGGCGUGGUCUCGAUGUACUGAAACGAGGAGCUAAACUUGUGCGUGUCGAUCGUGUAGUGCUACUGGUCCUUGUAGUCUUGAGCAACGUUCUUAAUUGAAUGAGUUUGUCGGAUCAAUGUUCUUGCAACGCUUAGCUUCCCUCAAAAGAAGAAGAAAGCCAUUGAUCAUCUGCAAUAUAC